Molecule: messenger RNA, 333 nt
Organism: Penicillium bovifimosum
Lineage: Eukaryota; Fungi; Ascomycota; Eurotiomycetes; Eurotiales; Aspergillaceae
Exons: 2
Coding region: 1-333 (110 amino acids)
Source: RefSeq, a predicted model, not a curated record
AUGGACAACGGAGAAGGACCAACGCUCCCUGAGGCACCCCGGCGUCGCAUGGGUGUGAUCCCUUUCCAUGGCGCCGUCCCCCGCACGGGAUCACCUUCCUGCCAGCACACCGACGGUGCUCGGCAAUCCCACGACCAGAUUGCGGAGUCCGGUCAAACCCAGAAUGGGUCACACUCCGGGGAAGAUUUGGCUCCGCAUGAGGGUUGCAUGGCAUGGCUGGAGACCAAGCAGUACUUCAACAACACGCAGGAGAAAUUGGCUGUGCUGAAGAGCCCGGGGCAGAGCACUCUCAUCCGAGGUCAUGGGGAUAAAGCCCCUGAAUGCCUUGUGUAG